This is a messenger RNA of Colletotrichum fioriniae, 1128 nucleotides long. It is a transcript of the gene ACT1, whose product is annotated as actin. NCBI's taxonomy places the organism in Eukaryota, Fungi, Ascomycota, Sordariomycetes, Glomerellales, Glomerellaceae. The record is from RefSeq and is a predicted model, not a curated record.
AUGGAAGAGGAGGUUGCCGCCCUCGUUAUCGACAAUGGUUCGGGUAUGUGCAAGGCCGGUUUCGCCGGUGACGAUGCGCCCAGAGCUGUCUUCCCCUCCAUUGUCGGUCGCCCCCGUCACCAUGGUAUCAUGAUUGGUAUGGGCCAGAAGGACUCCUACGUCGGUGAUGAGGCACAGUCGAAGCGUGGUAUCCUGACGCUCCGCUACCCCAUCGAGCACGGUGUCGUCACCAACUGGGACGACAUGGAGAAGAUUUGGCACCACACCUUCUACAACGAGCUCCGUGUCGCCCCCGAGGAGCACCCCGUCCUCUUGACUGAGGCCCCCAUCAACCCCAAGUCCAACAGAGAGAAGAUGACCCAGAUCGUCUUCGAGACCUUCAACGCCCCCGCGUUCUACGUCUCCAUCCAGGCCGUCCUGUCUCUGUACGCCUCCGGUCGUACCACCGGUAUCGUCCUUGACUCUGGUGACGGUGUCACCCACGUUGUUCCCAUUUACGAGGGUUUCGCUCUUCCCCAGGCCAUUGCCCGUGUCGACAUGGCUGGUCGUGACUUGACCGACUACCUCAUGAAGAUUCUCGCUGAGCGCGGUUACUCCUUCUCCACCACUGCCGAGCGUGAAAUCGUUCGUGACAUCAAGGAGAAGCUCUGCUACGUCGCCCUUGACUUCGAGCAGGAGCUCCAGACCGCUUCUCAGUCCUCCAGCUUGGAGAAGUCCUACGAGCUUCCCGACGGUCAGGUCAUCACCAUCGGCAACGAGCGUUUCCGUGCUCCUGAGGCUCUGUUCGCUCCUUCCGUUCUUGGUCUUGAGUCUGGCGGCAUUCACGUCACCGUCUUCAACUCCAUCAUGAAGUCCGAUGUCGAUGUCCGUAAGGACCUGUACGGCAACAUCGUCAUGUCUGGUGGUACCACCAUGUACCCUGGUCUCUCCGACCGUAUGCAGAAGGAGAUCACUUCUCUUGCUCCUUCUUCCAUGAAGGUCAAGAUCAUCGCUCCCCCCGAGCGCAAGUACUCCGUCUGGAUCGGUGGUUCUAUCUUGGCCUCCCUGUCUACCUUCCAGCAGAUGUGGAUCUCCAAGCAGGAGUACGACGAGAGCGGUCCCUCCAUUGUCCACCGCAAGUGCUUCUAA